AUGGCUCCAUCGCGCGGUCUUCGAUCCUUCCCGGUCGUGCAAGGCGGCAUGAUGUGGGUGGGCUAUGCAGAGCUCGCAAGCGCAGUGUCCAACGCUGGCGGAUUGGGAAUCAUCACAUCUCUUACACAACCCACUCCGGAGGACUUACGAAACCAGAUUCGAAAGUGCAAGAAGAUGACAUCGAAGCCGUUUGGUGUGAACUUGACUAUGCUGCCUUCCAUCAACCCGCCAGAUUACCUCGCGUACACCGAAGUCAUCAUCGACGAAGGCAUCAAGAUCGUCGAAACUGCCGGCAACAACAUCAAAGAACCCGUUGCACGCUUCAAAGCCGCCGGCUGCACGAUACUGCACAAGUGCACCGACACGCCCUAUCGGCUGUUAAGCUCGGCGUAG
This is a messenger RNA of Zymoseptoria tritici IPO323, 393 nucleotides long. RefSeq lists its product as uncharacterized. The transcript is spliced from 4 exons. The record is from RefSeq and is a predicted model, not a curated record. Gene Ontology annotation, molecular function: nitronate monooxygenase activity. The coding region runs from base 1 to 393 and encodes 130 amino acids. NCBI's taxonomy places the organism in Eukaryota, Fungi, Ascomycota, Dothideomycetes, Mycosphaerellales, Mycosphaerellaceae.